Mytilus californianus (California mussel) is the source of this 1584-nucleotide messenger RNA. RefSeq lists its product as uncharacterized. The record is from RefSeq and is a predicted model, not a curated record. The transcript is spliced from 2 exons. Bases 134 to 1477 code for a protein of 447 amino acids. NCBI's taxonomy places the organism in Eukaryota, Metazoa, Mollusca, Bivalvia, Mytilida, Mytilidae.
UGAUCGUCAUUGGAUAUAACACUCCUACUUACUGUAUACGUAAUGAAGUAAAUACUCUAUCACCUACAACUUCCUAAUUUUCAGAGGCCAUUCAGUUCCUUCAGUAAAUACUAAAAAUAAAUUUUCAGUAAAUAUGGAAAACAGAAAAAAGUCUCAAGAUGGAGCAAUUGUUAUGACAUCUUUAGAACUGGAUGGGUUUGUUUUGUUUAUUUCAAAUCUCACUACAAAUAAUGAUCUUAUGAAGUUUUCAGAAACUAUAUCUUCUAAUCCUCUUCAUCUUUAUGCAAAAUUACAAAAGAUAAAAAAUUCAAUGGAGGCUGAAACAAUACUUGUUGAUACCAUUUUGUCAAAACUAAGAUUUUCGGAGAUUGUUGCGACACUGUACAAUAGUGAAUAUAGCUAUAUUGCAGAGAUAUUGUUCUGUUGUUAUCUACACUGUCAACGGAAAGCAUCUAUUAUUCGUAUGAACAAGACACAAACAGAAAACCGAAGAAAAAUAAGUUUAUAUUUCAGAGAUAUCAAGAAACUUGUACAUGAUAUAGCAUUCAAAAAUCCACAUGCAGAUGUAAACAGACUCAGUAAUAUAAUGAAACAGAACAUUGAAACAGAAACAAAUCCCGUCCGAAAGAUGUAUCUCUGUGACAAAUAUACUGCUCUUAAAGCAGCUGAAAUGGAUGCUCUAAUCAAUAUCAGGGGUCGUGUAUCUCCUGAUCAUGAAGGUUAUGUUGAAAUGGAGUCUUACAUAACCAGUACAUCUACUCCAUCUAUUUCCCAAGUUAUACUGUAUGGUCGUAAAGCAGACGUUCUUUCAACGGAUGGUCGUUUUACAGAGGGAGAGGAUUUACUUAGAGCAGCAUACGUAGCCGCCGAUAACAGUCUUCCAUGUGUCGAAAUCACGGACAUGAUAUAUAAAAAUGUUGUUUUUAAGCUGUCUCAGUUUGAACAAUCUCCAACUGAAGAACUUCAAAAAUCUUUAUUUUUAGAAGCCAGUCGGGGUAUUUGGUCUUUAAACGAGGAAUCAGAUGACAUGAGAGUAUUUUGGAAACGUUUGUUUAUUCUGAGAAUGUCAUUCUGUCUGUUAGGAAUAGGCAAACUUUGUGAAAUGAUUAGUAGCUAUGUGCCAACUGCUAAAUCUAUUACAGAGGCAGAACGGCUUUUAGAAUCUGAAGAUUUAAAAGAUAUGGAGCAUAGACGAAUGAUGUUUUAUUAUAUAGCCAAAUCUCGACUCAAUCAAUUUAAGACUGAUGUUAAGGAGUCACGAAAAUGUCUCCAAAUGGCACGGAUAAUAGCAAAAGAAGGAAAUUACGCCGAAGACAAAGCGCUAGAAAAAUAUCAAGAGAAAAUAGGAUGUUUCCAAGAAAGAUCGUAUUCAUCUAAUUGCAGUUCUUUUGAUUCUGUUUCUGAGACAUCACCAAUUGUUGACCAUGUUCCAUCAGUUUCAAUAAGCUUUAAUUCGUUGGAAUUUAUUGAUGAUUAAUCAUAAAUUUUAUCUAUAGUCUAUACGAAUGGUAAAUAUAAAAAAGUUAAUUUGUUAAAGGUUUAUAAAGUAAGCGUUUCAUAUAAUAAAUGAAGUAUGCGAAUGCA